UCGUCUCGGCCAGGCGUAGUGGCGUACAGCCUCAUCCUCCAUAGCUCCAGUCGAUCUCUCCCCUCCGCGACUCGUAUCAGUCGGCUGCCGACCAUCGCCGGUCCAAGAAGCCGCCUGCUCGUUGCCUACUCCGCCGCCCCACUCGUCCUUCGAUCUUCCCUCCUGCCGUAUCCGGGAUCCGGAUCGACCUUCCUCUAUUCGGUCGUCGGAGUUACGCCCUGUUCCUGAUCGAUCUUGGUAGUACCGUCUGCUUAUUGCUAGAUGGAAAAUACAAUUGAUUCCUUGACGUACAAAGGUUCAAUUCCAGAGGCAAUUAAUCAAUCAAGAAGGGAGAAAAAACUCUUUGUAAUCUACAUAUCAGGUGAAGAUGAGGCCUCAAGUAGGAUUGAACAGUCUACAUUGGUUGAUGAACAUGUGGCUGGGGUGAUUAGCAGAUGUUGCAUAUUCUUGCAACUAAAACAUGGCAAUGUUGAUGCAUUGCAAUUUUCAGCUAUCUAUCCACAGAAGUCUAUCCCAAGUGUAUCUGUCGUUGGACUGAAUGGCGCUAUGCUAUGGAAUCAUGAGGGGUAUAUUAGCCCCGAAGAUCUUAAGGAAAGCAUUGAGAAGGCUUGGGCUGCCCUUCACCUGCAGGAGACAGCAGCAACCUUGUUAGCAGCAUCACUUGCCUCAAGAAUGGCUGAUCCUGCGAAUACCGCUUCUACCAAUAUGCCUUCUACAGAAAGUUCAUCUACUUCAGAAGAUCAUUCUAAUUCACCAAGUCAAUUUCCAGAGUCUUCUUCAGUCCGUGGAUCUACUAAUUCUACUGAUCUGGUAGCACAACCACCUAGUAGCAUAACCCAAGCUGAACUUCUCAAGACAAGUGAAAGCUCAAAAUCAGAUUCAGCUUCAUGCAAUAUAACCACUGAGGAGAAGUUAGAUUCAGCACGUAAGGCUGUGUUGCCAGAAUUUUCAGCGAGCUCAAAUAUGGACAGUUGCACGGAUCCAAAUCAAACAGGUAGUACACCACCACUAAAAGGAAAGAAUAAGGUGGGUGAGAUUAGCAAUACAGUUCCUUCUGAGCCAGCUGCUAGCAUAAUCACUGGUAGAAGUACUUCUUCAGAGUUGCCUGUGGAACAAGAUAAGGCAACAACUAGCAGCGCUGUUGAUGUGACCUCAGAUUCUGCAAACAAAGAUGAUAUUCAGCUAGUCAUUCGUAUACCUAAUGGACCUAGCCUGCAGAUUAAAUUGACAAAAGAAGAUGUUUUAAGGAAGGUGAAGAAUUUUGUGGAUGAAAACAAAGGUAGUGCGAUUGGAUCUUAUAAUCUUGCGAUGCUUUAUCCAAGAAAAAUAUUCACGGAACAAGAUAUGGAAACGUCAUUGUAUGAGCUGGGCAUUGAAACCCGGCAGGCCCUUGUUGUUGUUCCAAACCCUCAAUCUGUUAAAGUGGCAAGGCACCAAUCGUCAUCCCCAUCCAGUGAUUUGGACCACAUGGUGGAUUCAGACAAUUCAGGUGGUUGGGGAUAUUUUGGCAUUCUGGGGACAGCCUUAUCAUACGUGAAUCCAUUGUCCUACUUGAGAGGAAAUCCUGAGCAACUGGGAAAUGAAGGCUCACAGCAUUACAGACAGAGCUCUCCUUCCUCGAGUCGCCCAGGAAUGGGGGCAGCUUCUGAAUCCCAACCUCUCAGCAGUAAUGGGAGCCAACAAGCAGCUACUCAUAGCUCUGGAAAUACCUUGAGAAGGCGGCCCCGGCAGUUCGGUAGCAACAUUCAUACUCUGAGCAGUGAAGAACAAGGUCCUUCUGAUGAUAGAAAUGUUUUCUGGAAUGGGAAUUCUACAGAAUUUGGAGGGGACGAGAAGAAAUAGUGGGUGACAGUACUGCAUCAGAAAUAGUUGAUACCUGAACCAUUCCACGAAUUAUAGAUAAAUAAAUAUACUGGGAACAAACUGUGUCAAACUAUGUGGUUUAUGCGAAUCACCCGAUAGCACCUUCUCGGCAGCAGUGUUAUACAUAUUACGGACAAUUGCUAUUUUAGUGUACAGCUUUCUCUUGACAUUAAUAGAUUUGUGUGAAUUGUUUUUGCA
Lolium perenne is the source of this 2061-nucleotide messenger RNA. Its product is annotated as plant UBX domain-containing protein 11. Lineage: Eukaryota; Viridiplantae; Streptophyta; Magnoliopsida; Poales; Poaceae. Gene Ontology annotation, molecular function: protein binding. The record is from RefSeq and is a predicted model, not a curated record.